AUGGAUACAGAGGAGGAUAAUUUUGAUCUUUUUGAUAAAGGCAAAGCACCAGAGUUUCAGACUGGAAAUUACUCUAGUGAUGAAGGUGGGCCUGGAGAAACUAAGGAAAGUAUGGCACCAGCUCCUGUCACCUCAAUUUUACCUCUUUCACGACGAGAAGAAGACCUUGCUAAAAAGGAUCGUUCUUUAGCCGAAUUUCUCUUAGUUAUUCCUGAUGCUGUGACAGAAUAUUAUUUAGCGAGAUCAGGAUUUGCUUGUGAUGAUAUUCGCGUGAAGCGACUAAUGGCUUUGGCCGCUCAAAAAUUCAUUUCAGAUAUUGCUACUGAUGCAUUCCAGUAUUGUAAGAUUCGUGCGCAAAGUAAAAAAGCGCUUGGAAAGCGCAACAAAACUGUGUUAACUUUGGAUGAUCUCUCGGCCGCACUUUCUGAAUAUGGGAUUAACAUCAAAAAGCCAGAUUAUUAUCGUGCAUAA
Molecule: messenger RNA, 471 nt
Organism: Ambispora gerdemannii
Lineage: Eukaryota; Fungi; Glomeromycota; Glomeromycetes; Archaeosporales; Ambisporaceae
Source: the annotation of a GenBank genome assembly